Messenger RNA from Ceraceosorus guamensis, 962 nucleotides. RefSeq lists its product as hypothetical. The record is from RefSeq and is a predicted model, not a curated record. Bases 203 to 724 code for a protein of 173 amino acids. Lineage: Eukaryota; Fungi; Basidiomycota; Exobasidiomycetes; Ceraceosorales; Ceraceosoraceae. The transcript has a single exon.
AGCAAUACUUGCGCUGCGUACGAAACGCUUCUUCAGCGCGCCUCCACUAAGCUCUGGGCCUCUCUCCUCUCCAUCGCCAUUCUGUUGGUUUCUAGUGGGCCCGGGCUCAAGAUCGCUGGCUGCAUCUGAGCCAGUCUUCCUGCCCUCAGACCUCGCGCGAUAUCGCAAGCUCAACUCACCUCUCGACCAUCACGAUCCAAUUAUGUCGACGUCGAGGGGCUUAGCUGUCUCGCAAAGCGAGGGCGUGGCUGCGACCCGGCGUGGCGCGUCAAGCGGACCCCUUACGACGUGUGCGCCGAGUCAAGCGACAGCGUUUUCCCUCGGUACCGGCAGCAACACCUCCCUUCGUGCCCAACUGCGCAAGGAACGCCGAAGAGAAGUCUCCUGCGCGAGUACCUCUGCUGGGAGUGAAGCGUUGAAGGUUGCCGGCUCGUCCGACGCGUUGGCCUCAGCAGCGACAUUCGGUCCAUCCAGCGUCCCACCGCCCACCAGUUCGACGGCCCCUCUGGUUUCCAGCCGCAAGAGACUCGCUCCCAAUGCCGCAGGCCAUCCUCUCAACGCGCCAAAAUCAAGAGAGUCUGUGAUCAGCUCCGAUGAGCACCGGAAGCCCCACCGCAGUCACAGUCCUUUGCCGCCCGCAGAGCCUACAUCUAUUUCGGCCCACGAAGCUCAGCCUCCCAGCAGUCUGCCCUUUGAUCCAGAUCGGAGUGUGAGUGUAGCAUGAGAGCCUUGUUGAAGAAGCUCACGCCCUGCUGACCACCUCGUUUGACUGUCCUCAGCUCGGAGUCGAAGCGCUACAUUCCGCUUUCAGUGCCAAAUGGAACGAAAUGACGGGCAAAUACUACGAAAUGGCCAAGAAGUGUCGAGAUUGGGAACGUUACUGCGCCAAGCUUCGCAUACAGGUGAGCGGGAACCAUGCCGCUCCAUAUCUAAGUUCAAUUGAUUCGACGUGCGUUGCUUCU